UCGCACGCUCUGCAUCACUUGCGCCUGUCGACUUGAUCGCUCUCGCCCCGCACCUCUCUCACACGCAUACAGAAACACAGAAUGCCUCCUCGUCUCCUGGAACCGAGCAACCCCGCGCACGGACAGCUCUCAGCACAACUCAGCAAACGUAAUAAAAGACAAGCCAGCGAGUUGAGAAAGACUCUGAAACCUUUGAUGGAGAAACGAAGACGUGCGCGAAUCAACGACAGUCUGAAUAAACUAAAGACUCUAAUCCUGCCUCUCAUUGGCAAAGAUAGUCCACGAUACUCCAAAUUGGAAAAGGCCGACAUCCUGGAAAUGACAGUUCGAUUUCUGCACAAUUUGCCGAAGUCCCCAGUUCACGAUCACCUGGAUAGCUAUCGCGAAGGAUACCGGGCGUGCCUCCUACAAUUAACUAGCCUGCUCCCGUCUUCAAAACUCAUGGGAACGGAACUGUGCAAUAGCCUGACAGAUUAUCUGGAGAGGUGCAUGGACUUGUCCUUGGUUUCCUACUAUUCGUAUUCACACGGCAGGGCCCCGACCUGCCCGGAGGAACCACGGUGCUCGGUCCAAUCCAACCCCAACGAAAGAGCAGCGGAUCUUGCUCCUUCCUCGCCUGGAGUCAGCCCUCGCCAGCAAGCCACCGCAACUUACCAGGACAGAUCUAUCUGGAGGCCUUGGUUAUCGGCGUGAACACAUGAAUUAUAAGGACUAUUGAUGUGUAUAAAAUACUGUAUAGACUUAACUGUAACAAAGUGUAAAUUUGUAAUAGCUUUGCGUUACAUUUCGUUUUGCUGUCAGUUGCACAGUUUCUAUUCAAAACAGAAACUUUCGUUUACAUGCACCCGACUGAAGGUCGACACACGAGGGGCACUUUGCAAUGCGAGCAUGCCAUUUAUUUUUGUGUAAUGGGGGCCGGGUAUAUUGUACAUGAGGGUUCAAAGGUGACAUAAUGGUGUUUAAUGGUUGGAUGCAAGGGAUUUCUGCAAAUGAACCGAAAUAGAAAAUCAA
This is a messenger RNA of Pristis pectinata (smalltooth sawfish), 1011 nucleotides long. It is a transcript of the gene hes2.1, whose product is annotated as hes family bHLH transcription factor 2, tandem duplicate 1. The record is from RefSeq and is a predicted model, not a curated record. Gene Ontology annotation, cellular component: nucleus. The transcript has 4 exons. Bases 82 to 693 code for a protein of 203 amino acids. NCBI's taxonomy places the organism in Eukaryota, Metazoa, Chordata, Chondrichthyes, Rhinopristiformes, Pristidae. Gene Ontology annotation, molecular function: RNA polymerase II cis-regulatory region sequence-specific DNA binding; DNA-binding transcription factor activity, RNA polymerase II-specific; protein dimerization activity. Gene Ontology annotation, biological process: anterior/posterior pattern specification; regulation of neurogenesis; regulation of transcription by RNA polymerase II.